Messenger RNA from Orussus abietinus, 3351 nucleotides. RefSeq names its product alkaline phosphatase 4. The transcript is spliced from 8 exons. Lineage: Eukaryota; Metazoa; Arthropoda; Insecta; Hymenoptera; Orussidae. The record is from RefSeq and is a predicted model, not a curated record. Gene Ontology annotation, molecular function: alkaline phosphatase activity. Gene Ontology annotation, biological process: dephosphorylation. Bases 961 to 2604 code for a protein of 547 amino acids.
UCGACCGCGGCCUUUGCAUCAAACGGUAUAUAAACUGACUACUCCCCACGAAACUCGGUAUCGCCGGGAAGACGACGUCGCGCCACGCGAGGGACUCCGACAUAGUCAGGGUGGUCUUCGAGCCCUCUUCGCAGGCUUCGAGGCCCGGAGGACUCCCCAACUCCAUACGAGUGCUUUCUCCUCGAGUUCCCUCAAUUUUUUUCCAAGCAUACAUUUUCGUACACAAUUCCUGAAAAAAAAAGGCCUCUGCAACGCACGGUACGUAAUUCACUCCUAAUACGACCGACCCGAAGAAUACAGAGUAGGGUGAUUUUUUCAACCUGAAUUAAUUCCGUGGAUUGUGGAUGGUUCGACGAUAUCCGAAUAUCUGAAAAAUUCAGAAGAGAGACGAGUGGUUUCAUCGAGUGACAGAAGAAAUGAUAACGCUGGUCAAGGGCUCGAAGGUAAAGGGAGCGCCCGAGAACUUGUAAGGGAUGCUGUGAUCGAUAUCGCUUAUUUAUUUCAUAGAGGAUUAUUUUUAUCUGAACGUUGUUGAACGGUAUUGGAAAGUAUUAUCGAAGACGUAAUAGAUUGAGAAGAAUUAUUGACCUUAAAAAUUCAUUUCCUCGCGUUCUACCCUGACGGAUAAAAUUUGUCAGAGGAAAGCCAAACGUACGUGCGUCCGAAGUGAAACAUUAGCGAUAUUAUAUCGCCCUUCUGUUUAACCAAAGUAUCACGGAAGAAGUAAAACAUCUUUAAAAAUGGAUCUUCGUAUUACACAAAAAGACUGCAUAUUAUGUGGACAAAUUUAAAAAGAUUCGAUGAUCCGUCCUAUUCAUUUUUAUUUCAUGAAAAUAUAAUCAGUUUGAACUGGUAAAUAUUAAUAUAUAUCGGACUACCAUACAAGUGGAAAGCAAGAAAGGAUAUUGGGACGCAGGAAAUAUUCGAGUUUAUCCGAAGAAGUCGACAUUGCUUAACAGAAUGGUUGGCUUAAGCGUAAAUCAUUUUGUCCUUGUCCUGUGCAUAUUUUUGAAGCUGCGAGAUUCUGGAUCGAUCCCACAAGGGUCUACGACCUACGAAGACAUGUCCUUCUGGCUGAAAUCGGGCCAAGAAAAUCUGCAAAGGGUACUCUCAAUUCGGAAGAACGAGAAUCAAGCGAAGAACAUCAUCAUUUUUAUUGGGGAUGGAAUGGGGAUGUCAACCAUAACCGCUGGGCGCAUAUUUAAGGGCCAAACAAGAGGAAAUUCCGGAGAGGAGUACAAGUUGGAAUUCGAGAAAUUCCCCAGCACUGGAAUUUCGAAGACAUAUAACGUCGACAAGCAAGUGCCAGAUUCUGCGGGAACGGCGACCGCUAUAUUUUCCGGGGUAAAAUGUCGAUAUCGAGUUAUCGGCUUCGAUGGGAAAGCACCUUACAACCGAUGCGACAGUUCCAUCAAUCAGGCGAGCAAGAUAUCGACGAUCGCUGAUUGGGCCCAGGAGACCGGAAAAGACACGGGUUUCGUAACGACGACUCGCAUCACGCAUGCAACCCCGGCUGCACUGUACGCACACGCCAAUAAUAGAGACUGGGAAUGUGACACUGCGAUUCCCAAAGAGUACAGGAGUUGUACGAAGGACAUCGGCAGGCAACUCGUCGAAGACGCUCCUGGCAUCGACUUCAAGGUGAUCAUGGGAGGUGGAGCUCAAAAUAUGGGUCUGCCAAUGCAGCCCAUCGAUCCCGAAACGUGCACUAGGGGAGACGGCUUAAACCUUGCGGACGUUUGGUUAAAAAAUAAUCCAGAUGGCCAGCUCGUCACCUCGACUGGAGAACUGAUGACCAUCGAUAUUGGAAACACGUCGAAAAUCCUCGGAAUUUUUGCACCGAGUCAUCUGCCGUAUUCCGCCGUCAGGGACAGGUCUUACGAUGGUACUCCGAGUUUGGCGAACAUGACGAUGCAAGCUAUAAGGAUGCUCAGGAAAAAUAAAAACGGAUUCUUCCUAAUGGUGGAAAGUGGGAAGAUAGAUUUGGCGCACCACCACAACUACGCGAAAUUGGCACUUCGCGAAGUGUCCGAGUUGGAAGACGCGGUGCGAGUAGCACUUAAGCAAGUCAAGCUCGACGAUACGCUAAUAAUUGUAACAGCUGACCACUCGCAUUCGUUCACGAUGAACGGUUAUCCCCGACGAGGAAACGACAUUUUGGGAUUUGGAAAUAACCCGGACACGCCGGAAAUCAAGCCGUACGAAACUCUGUCCUAUGCGAACGGUCCUGGGUACUUUUAUCAUCGCAUAAACGACAGUGCGAAUGUCAACGAGACUUGGCGACCGGUCGAAAAGGAUCCCAACCGAGAGGAUCCAUUCCACAUGCAUCUGGCCAGUUUUUACAUGAAGGACGAGACUCACGGCGGGGAAGACGUUGCGGUUUAUGCCGCUGGACCCUACUCUCACCUGUUCCGAGGGACCUUCGAGCAGAAUUACAUAGCUCAUGUAAUGGCGUAUGCAGCCUGCAUGAAAAACUGGCCGUCGCACUGCGAUAAGGCCUACAAUCGGUACUUUUAUGAGUUUGCCGAUUCAGGAGGUCUUGCCGUUUCUUCAUGGUUAAAUAUCGUUGUGCUUCUUUUUACGCUUGCUCUUAUUGGGCCUUGACGAGUGACCUCAGGACCGGCGCAUGAUAGUUCAAUUGAUACGAAGCUCCAGCAUUGCUGCCUGGAUCGAAGGAAAAUCCUUCGACGUUGUUUCGUUUUUCUAUUACGUGAAUAGGAUAAGAACGCCGCGCGAGAAUGAUCGAGCAUUUGGAAUCGAUCGAGCGAUACGAGAGACUUAGGAAGUCUUUUACAUGUUUUACACGUAGCGUUACACAUAGAGUAUUUAUUAGCUAGGUGCGAACGCAUUUUUCCAGGUGCAAGUUCCGAGUAUGAAUUAUUGCUCCAAGUCGGAAGUAGAUGUGCAAAGCACGCGACGAAGGAGUGUCGUGAAAUACGGAUCCUUAAAAGCAAUGUUUCAGUCGCUAAAGUAGGGUAAUGGAAAUGAGCCAUUCAUUUUCAAAUUUAUUUAUACGUCGAGAUGUAGAUUUGUUAUCGUUGAAUAGUGCCAAAUCGAUUCCGAUAAGAGAGAGACUGUCUACUCCGUCUUCGUUCGGAUUACUUUUCAGUUUGGCUCUGUUCGAGUACUUUCAGUAUUUAGUAUGUAAGAUGUUAUUGCGAGUGCUAUUCUUUUUCCUAUUGUCAAGGUUCAAGGUACAAUCCGAGUACAAUUUUCCUACUUGUCUACAUUCCGUGGACGUCACAAAAACGGAAAGCAAGAGUGAUACCUGAACUUUUUAUUGUUAAUACAAUCCUCAGCGAAAUGAAAUUUCGGUACAACGAAUAAAUAAAUGACAGAUGAAAUAUUGGA